UAAUGAACAGAAAUAUUUGAAAUACUUUUUAAUAUUUUUCAUUAUAAAAUAAAAAAUUGUAAAACUUGUAAAAAUUUAUAAAAUAUAAAUAACAAAACCUAAAACCUAGAAUACUAAUUUAUACAAUGGAAAGCAAGAAUCCAACCAUUAAAAGAUACAAAUUAGGUGAAAAUUUAAUCCCGCAUGAUAAUCCAAACACAUCGCUAUGUUGUAAAAACUGGAAAAAGUGCUAUGAGGAAAAAUUUGAGCUAUUAACAGACUCCGUUAAGCAUCUUAAAGGUUCCAUUGAAGAAUUGACAGCCACCACAGUACAACAAAAUAAUGUCAUAAUGGAGGCACUUGCCACGCAAAAUGUUUUAACGGAAAAAUUAUUAGGAAAAGAAAAAUUUCAGAAAAUUUUAGAAAAUUCUUUCCAAUUCAGAAUGCCGAAGAAUUAUCCGAAUGUAACAAUAAAACAAACGAAGCAAAUCAUGAGUCAUAUGACAACUCCAUAAAUCCCUUACCGAAAUUUUUUCCGUAAAUUUAAUAGUUGCAUCAAAUAAAGAUGGUGUCCACGGCAAGCUUUCGCUUAAAAAUUUCAAACGUUUUUAUGAUGUUUUAAUGGAUUCAAUUAGGGCUAACGGGGAGGAAUAUCCUUAAAAGGGGAUUAGAUAUGCCUUCAAAGUUGUAAAAAAACGACAUUUUCAGUCAAUAUGUGUCAGCAAAAAGAAGGAAUCUUUAGUUAGUAACAAUUAGUUAAUAAUAAUUAUUAUUUACUAAAUUAACAGCGGUCAUUAAAAACUUUGUUUAUAUAAUAUAGAAUAACUUAUAAUAUUAAAUAGAUGUACAAUUUUUCAGAAUUUUACA
Messenger RNA from Lucilia cuprina (Australian sheep blowfly), 846 nucleotides. RefSeq lists its product as uncharacterized. The record is from RefSeq and is a predicted model, not a curated record. The transcript has 6 exons. NCBI's taxonomy places the organism in Eukaryota, Metazoa, Arthropoda, Insecta, Diptera, Calliphoridae. Bases 126 to 494 code for a protein of 122 amino acids.